GCAUGCAGGGCUCAGACUGUGCCCGAGAUCCCCUCCUGGAUGCAGAGGCCCAUGCGCACAGCCGGAGGAGACUUGCGCACAACCAAGAAGACGCCCAUCCACCGGCUUCUCCCAGCGUCCAUCCACCAGCUUCCUCCCAGCGUCCAUACCCGCUUCCAUAGUGGGUGACACAGGGCCCAGCUUGGCUCUCCUUGUGCCCCUUCCUUUUGCGGAACCUGCUUUUCACUUUUGCAAACGUGCGUUCGGCUGCGUCGGCAACAUCAUCCUCGGUCUCCUCGUUACCCCCCUCCAGCGCCAUCAGCCAGCACAACUCCAUCUCCAGCCCUCGCCAUGGUCGACAACAUCAACCCUUCAGCGUCCCUGUGGGAUACCAUCGAUCGAUACGACGUCUCGUUUGUGAGCAACAGCAGCGCCGGAUCGAUUGCCGACCCAGACGAUCGCAUCUUCCUGCCCGCUCGCCAGCGCAGCCGCCAAAAGUGGAUCAAGAACCGACAGAGGCAGGCCGCCGAGCUCGAAGAGUUCCUCAAGCUCGAAAACCUGAUCCAGGCAACGGCAGCGCCCGAGCAGGCCGCCCUGUCCCGGGAGCAUUCGCGCUCGAAUGUGUCGCUCGCUCACCCAGAAAUGGACUCGAUAUCGACCGAUACCUCCGACGACGCAGCCUCGGGCGCAAACCGGUCCAUCCUCGGAGCUAUGGACCAGACCGACAUCCAUGGCGAUGCACCUGGGCAUGAUCCCGAUAUACUUGAGCCGCCAGCGCUCCCAGCCCGGAUGGACGGUGAAUACGAGAACUGGAAGGACGCGGAUGUCUCUGUCGUGCAGCCCAUCCAAAACUCGGUCCUGCUUUCCGAAGUCGACAUUGAAGACUUUUCUUUCCGGGACGAGCCUCCCGCCGAGUCCGAGCACCAGCUUCGAAAUCCCAUCAUUCCUCCGACAGUGCUUGGGCCCAUUCGACUCACAGCCCCGGCGCCCUCCAAGCUCAUCCGAUCGCUGUUCCCGGCAUUACAGACCGAGCCGGUCGUGUCCACAAUCCAACCCAGCAAUGGUCUGGCAUCCCCCAGUGCGGAUUCGCCAGAGGACUCCCUGCCCAAAGAGCCGCCGAUUGCUGAGCUUCUCGCGCAACCACACAACCAGCCAGAGGCAUUGUCACCAGCCGCCGAAUCCCCCAUCAGCCCCCUCCAAAUCGAGCUCUGCGAAGGUCUGGAGCGUCUCAGUCGAGAAAGGCGUGAGUUUGAGGACUACAGGCUUAGGGAACUUCAAAGCAUCAAGGAGCAGCAGGAUGAAAGUUUGCGCCAGAUCAAGAGUGAGCGGACGCUGUGGGAGAAGCACCGAAAGAGCGUCGAGAUCUUACCAACAAAGAGGGAGCGGCAAGAAGUUGAGGCCCUCAAGAAACAGAUCGCCGAGCUGAAUGAGAUGCUCAAGCAACGUGACCAGCGAGCAAUUCAGAACGAGGAUCGCAUGAAGCGCCGAAUCGACGAGCUUCGAAUAAGAAACGAGGAGCUUCAGGAGGAGGUCAAGUUGUUGGAACAGGAGCGCGCCGUGUUUGCCCAGCGACCCGAGGCCAACCCGAUAUCGCCAGUGGCUCCGGGUUCCAAGUCGCGUCCGGUGGUCGUUAGACAUUCUGGCAUGUCCACGGCAGCAUCAAGAGCCAAGGGAACGGGAACCGGUCCGUCGAGCACGACGGUACCGUCGCCAGCACGAAUCAACACUAAGCUUCCGCCAAAGAACCCACCCGUCAAAACCCCACCGGCCAAGACCCCGCCAGCAAGGUCGCGGCCGCUUUCGUCGGAUGCCAAGAAGACACCGAUAGGAUCGAGGCUGUCGAAGACGGAGCCGCCGGUCCGCGUCACCGAUAAGGGGAAUGCUGCCCUGGACAAGCUCCAGAGCCAAGUGGGCCUGAACGACGUCGGAUUCAAGACCAUCGACUCGACGGACCGGAAGGACCGCAUCUUCGCAAACGGCAUUUCGCUGACGUGGUACCGGACCAAGGGAUAUACGAAGGAAGUCCGGCCCGACGGCACAUCGAUUGUCCGUUUCGAGAAGGGCGACCACAAAACACAAACCCCCGAUGGAGUCGAGGUCUACUACUUUGCAUCCAACCAAGUCACAAAGACAACGUUCCCGAACGGCAUCCAGUUCUUUGAGUUCCCCAACGGCCAGUCCGAGCGAUACCAUCCAGACGGUGCCAGCGAAAUCAACUAUCCCGACGGCACCGUGCGGUUCGUCUACUCGAACGGAGAGCAAGAGAUCAUUGCUCCAGACGGCACCAUCCAGAAAAUCGACACCAAGGGAAUCAAGACGAUCGAACAGCCCGAUGGCACCAGGUACACCCUCUAAUGAGCAGUGUCUCCGGCCACCUUUGCCCCACCCCUGCCCUUCCAUUCUGUGCUCGCACGCUAUGAUUUCCCUCUAGUAUCCUGUUCCCAAGAAGCUGCUUCCCAGUGUGCAUCUCAGGUCGCAGAAUACACCACCUACUUCCACAC
Molecule: messenger RNA, 2480 nt
Organism: Polychytrium aggregatum
Lineage: Eukaryota; Fungi; Chytridiomycota; Chytridiomycetes; Polychytriales
Product: T-complex protein 10 C-terminus-domain-containing protein
Exons: 13
Coding region: 331-2334 (667 amino acids)
Biological process (GO): cilium assembly; centriole elongation
Cellular component (GO): centriole; centrosome; nucleus
Molecular function (GO): tubulin binding
Source: RefSeq, a predicted model, not a curated record